UGACCAGGAUCGAGAACGGAGGAUGUUGGUUUUUGGUUUUGAGAAGGAGGUUGACCGACCGGCGUAGAGCUUCCUCGACGGAUACAUGACACUUCUAAGUUCUAGCCUCAUUCUGACGUCCAGCCGUGAUCAGUUUUGAGAUCUGUUACUCUGCCUCAACGCUAUAUGCCAGACCCCGUUUGUCGGGAAGAUAGCCCACCACUGAACGCCUUCGUGAUUUCGUUGAAAUUUGUGUUUGUGGUUCUGGCCAUAAAAUAUAUAGCUCGUAGUUUCUUCUUGGGAAAACUGUGUGGACGUUUUUCGUGAUGGAUGGAUGCAGUGUACUUUCCACAUAAUUCUGAGCACGUGAGCACAGUUGUUGGGGAGAGCCGAUCAUGGCGAGCAGCUCCGGAGGAACUCAUUAUGCCUACGGCAGUAAGAAGUAUCCCACUUUGAUCUUACCGGAUGGAAAAGUGGCUGGACCUGUGCGUCCCCGUAGGGAUCAGGCUGCUAUGGAGCCUAUGGAUCUAGUACAAGUUGAAGAGGAACUUCUCCACAUGAUGACAAUCCCGGAGGCUUUUCUCACCGCCGAAGAAGAGGACGUUCUUGAGGAAUUUUGCGGAGAUAUUGCCAGAAUUCGGCGCCUUAACGAUCGUGAUGCAACGCGAGAGUAUGCUGUUAAGUUUCUAAUGGCAAGGAAGUUCAAUCCAUCGCGUGCAUUCGAUCUUUACCAGCGUUACAAGAUGAUCCGCCACAAGUAUGAAAUGGAUAAGUUAGUACCGAAUGAAGACCCGCUCUACUCCGAACUGGCCACCGGCAAGUUCACGUUUCUGGAGGGUGCUGAGAACGGUGAAGCUAUUGGCAUUUUCACCGGGGCACUGCACGGUCAGCAAACGGACGUGAGACUUCUCCUCCAAGGACUAUUGUUCAACAUCGACGAAGCACUGAGAAGCUUUGCCACGGUGGCUUGCGGCAUUACUAUUCUGGUGAACUUGCGUGGCAUGAAGCCAACCAAGAACGACCGAGAGAUGGCGGAAACAAUCAUGUCCCUACUACAAGAUCAGUACCCGGCCCGGAUUAAGCACAUCUUCGUCAUUGACGCACCGUGGUACAUGAGACGCUUGUUCCGACUGAUUUCACCCUUCCUGAAGGCCAAGAUGCGUGAGCGUGUGCAGAUGGUUCGUGUACAGGAGCUGCUCGACCAUUUCCCACGCAAGACGCUGCCAGUGUCCCUGGGCGGUACACGAUUGCCAAAUCAUGGUAAUUGGUUGACCCGUGCAAUAAACCAUUACAUGUACAUGAAGGGAUCGCGUCCGUACGCUGGUAAUCACAUGGCGUUUGAGCGGCGUGGCCUCAUGUCAGCUGGGCGCACUGCCUUCCGGCGAGCUGGUAGCCCGCUGUCAAGCGCACGGCUGACGAAGCCUCGAUCAGCAUCGCUGGUCGACUCUUGCAUCACGGAGAGCGCCAAUCGGCGAGCCACAACCGAUGGUGUGGGGGAAAGUCGCAUGGUAGGAGGAGCGGCGGUCAAUGCUAACCUGGACCCUGUUGGCUACUUGCGUGCCAUGCACUUGAUGAAUGGUCUGACGCUCGAGGACAUUGUGACGUUCAUGGACCCGCGUGAGUACCGGGACUUGUUUGAGGAGUACAGCGAGAUCCAGGCAGCACCGCUGCACGGUCGCUUCAUGUCCACGCAUCAGGACUGCAACUCGGCCAAGAAUCGCUCGGCGGACAUAUUCUGCAUGGAGGACACACGCAUCAAGCUGAAUCCCAUGUACCUGCCCAACGGUGAGUACGCCGCAGGCUCGGACUACAUACAUGCUAACUAUGUGUGCGGAUUGCACCAGCCAAAGACGUACAUUCUCACGCAGGCACCGAUGGAGUCGACAUUUGGCGACUUCUGGCGCAUGGUCUGGGAGCAGAAGCUGCGCGUGAUCGUCAUGGCUGCCAACCUGGUGGAGAACUCGCUGACAAAGUGCUUCUGCUAUUGGCCGGAGGCAAACAGUAUAGUACGCAUUGCCGAUUUCAGUCUGCGCCUCGCCGAAGUGCAGCAGUUCCAGGACUGGACACGUCGCAUCAUCUCAAUACGCCGUGGCAAUUCGAGCUCGACGCGAAACAUCACGCACUAUCAGCUGACGUCGUGGAGUGACCGCGGCCCUGUGAAGAACAGCAUGCCUAUGCUACAAGUCAUGCUUGACAUGCAUCACAAGAACGAUGUUAUCGACCCAACCAUGACACCGAAUAGGUCACGGGAAGCAAUUGCCGCCGUCGGCCCCACCAUGAGUGCAGGCCCGAACUGCAUGGAGGUACCAACCUCACGGAUGCCUUUCAGGAGUUUGCCUGACGCGUCCGAGUUGGAGGCAGCGCCAAUGGACGAGAAGCGAUCCAAGUUAGAGGAGGGCAACAAGACGGCCAUCUAUCCGCCAAUCCUGGUUCACUGCUGCACCGGGGUGGGCAGAUCGGCGGCGUUCGUUGCCGCAGAUAUCUGCUGCAUUGCCAUCAUGCAGGGCAUGGCAGACGUGGCGGGCACGGUGUGUUUCCUGCGAACUCAGCGUGCUCAGAGUGUGCAGACUCUGGCACAGUACAAGUUCAUCUACCAGGCAGUUGUGCAGUACGGACGGCUGCUCCAGGAUGCUGAGAGCGAGUCUGAAAUGUGGCAGAAGCUGCUGGAGGACAUGCCGACGAGCCACUCCUCAGUCUGGGGUAGCAGUUCAGCGAGCAGUGUUUUGCCUGAGUCUGGUUCAACGAUAACAGAGUAUUCAAGGCAAGCAGCAGCAGCAGCGCCUGAUGGCGACUCUUCAUCGCCAGUCAAGAGUAAUCAAGACCAGGUAUCCACCGGUUCCACCGACUCCAGUGCAUCCGCGCCGAAGCAAUCGGUACAGCCUGGUAGGUCGUCGUCACCAGCUGCUGGUUCUCCAUGCCGUGCAUCGAUCACCUCUAAAACCAGUUCCACUGCAGAGCAACAAGUUGCAACUGAGCCAGUGCCAGAGGGCCCAUCAUCACCUGCAUCCAGACCAGGAUCUCCCGCUUCUAACAAGUCAUGUGACGCCGAGAAAGUUUCAUCCGACUUUCAACAUACCAGGCUGGUCUCUCACUCAUCAGAUGUGUUCCAUCCCUCGUCGAGCGAAUUGGAAGAAAAUGCGAUUCCAAACUAGAGUGGUCUGACAGGUGAUGGCGGGAAUUUGCCUGUGUACGCGUAUGUCUGCGUGUGUGUCUGCACGCGUGUGCGCGUGUGUGGGUGUGCACAAAUGUCAUGUUUCAUACUGAAAACUGGUCAGGUUGUGCUGCGAAAGAUACAGUGCGUCGUUUGAAGUGUUAGAGGUACAACUCUUUCAAACCGCCCUCCUCACUGCAGCUAGCCAACCUACUGUUGUCUCCUAUUUUUAAUUCUAUCUCUAACCCCCCCCCCCCCCCCGCCAUGUAUCCUGCUUGCCUUGUCCCUGCUGCUGUUCAUGUUGUCACCGUCACUCUCUGUCGCUGUUGCCGCUGUUCUUGUGUUGCUGUCUGGGCUCAGCCACAACUAGGUAAUGGUUUGGCUGCCUGACAGUAUUCCCAUUGUGUGUUUUGCGAAACGCCUUUCUUACUUCCUGAUUUGAAGACGACUGACUGCUAGUACUUCAAGUAUUUUUUUAUUGCUCAUACUCCACCAGAGUAUUCAUUUUCAAUGUAACGCACUCUCCAUGCCAUCCAGGUAUAUACUACUACUAGGACUACAUGUUGUUACAAUGUUUCUAGACUGCGUGAUUGAGGCCAAUCUCAGACUAGACUUAGCCAUAUGGACUGCUUUCGUCAACGUUUGUUUUCCAUUUUUCCAUGGAAAAGAAUUAUAUAUUUUACCAUUAUAAUGGCUUUGUUGUGUCCUAAUGCAGAUUGCCUCGGAGCCCUGUGCGUACUUCACGAAUUGCUGAUCAGGUGGAUUUUCUCAUUGCCAUUCAUCUGAAAUGCGCCAUUCCAAAGUCCAGC
Molecule: messenger RNA, 3939 nt
Organism: Sycon ciliatum
Lineage: Eukaryota; Metazoa; Porifera; Calcarea; Leucosolenida; Sycettidae
Product: tyrosine-protein phosphatase non-receptor type 9-like
Exons: 1
Coding region: 375-3131 (918 amino acids)
Biological process (GO): protein dephosphorylation
Molecular function (GO): protein tyrosine phosphatase activity
Source: RefSeq, a predicted model, not a curated record